CGGUACCGAAUUCUACCAAUUUUCAGCCCUCGGGCUGGAAAGAAUUUCAACUAAAUCCUUCCCUCCCUGCCAACUGACUUCGGCGACCGAACAAACUCUUAAUUGUUUAUUGUUACCAUUAUUGUUACCCAACUUUAAUACCAAAUAUACCACUUUAUCGUGAUAGUGAUACGAUAUGAGAAGUUAUCUUUUUCAAAUUUUUUAUCACCAAGUUCGAGCAACGUUGAGAUCUCACCACGAUCGGUAUGGUCGUUUUUGAAAAGUUUUCUCGCAUCGAGAAAGUAAAGUUGAAUUAAAAAUCGGUGGGAAAUAUUUUCGUGAUAUUGAAUCCAAUCGAAGAUUGUUUGUUGAAAACGUCAGUGACGCGGGGAGUUUAAAGCUCAACGAUAAUUGACAAGUGAAAGUGAUUUCGUGCACAGAGUGAUCGAGCAAGUGGCGCAAGUUUGUGAUCAAUUUUAAGUGUUGUGUGAUCUCAUUGCCUAAACGGAUUUUUCAUGGAUUUUUACCACUGAUUCCACGAAAACAAAUUGCAACGAAGGAACGAUCGAUCGAGGGAGGAGAAGAAUGCUCCUGGCUUUGGCGAGAAGAACCUUCUCGGAGAUCUCACCAACAUCGCGAAUGCUUAGCUUUUGCCCUUGGCAAUACUGAUCCAGAAAAAAGAAGUGAAGUGUGUGGUGUGAAAAUACACUUUGCGCGAGUGAUAUGUGAUAUAGAUAUAGAUAUAGAUACUAAUAGGCCUAUGCUAUCGCAUGUGCGACUUCCUGGACGGCAAGCUGGACACAGAAAACCGUCAUCACGGCGUUCAACAUGUUCAAGAUGUGGAGUGCGAUCAGUUCCAAACUGGAACACUCCGCGACCUCCUCCGCAUCGCCAAUACCUCUAACAUCACAUGCACCGCAAACGCCGCACACCUCGUCUGGGAGUAUCAAAGAAGACUGCAGCACGAUUUUUUAAAAUUAAAACGAGGUAAAAAAAGCUAUCAAGGGAACUUGACGUAUGGCUUAAUAUGCUGAAUGAAGUGAAUCGCGCCUUGGGACGUUGGUGGUACGACAAUGACGUUUUGGUGAAGCGUAAAUGGAGACUAAUCUGUCCGUGUUUAGUGGGCCUACUUGGGGCGCAGACAGCACCAGCCCUCACUCACUGGAGUCGAGUACAGGACAACCGUCUCAGAGCGGAAGUCCUGAAAAUUCCGCUCUGGAUGAUCGAAGGGCCCAAGUCAAUUCAAUACGAGCCCAGAUCGAGAUAAUACCCUGCAAAGUUUGCGGCGACAAAAGUAGUGGAGUGCAUUAUGGUGUAAUCACCUGCGAGGGAUGCAAAGGAUUCUUCAGGCGAUCCCAGUCGUCGGUUGUCAACUACCAAUGCCCGAGGAACAAAAAUUGUGUAGUAGAUCGUGUCAACAGAAACCGGUGCCAGUACUGCCGGCUUCAAAAGUGCCUGCGACUGGGCAUGUCCCGAGAUGCUGUAAAAUUCGGACGAAUGUCGAAGAAGCAGAGGGAGAAGGUAGAAGACGAGGUUAGAUUCCACAGGGCGCAGAUGAGGGCAGCAUCAGAGACAGCUCCAGAUAGCAGCGUUUUUGAGCAUCAAACACCCAGCAGUUCAGAUCAACAUCACACCUACAAUGGCGGUUACGCUUACGGUGGCAGCGAAUACGCCUCCCCCGGUCCUGGUACCGGCAAUUCGGGUUAUUAUCAUGGAGCGAUGACCAGUUAUGAGCUUAGUGCCGACUAUGUUGAUAGCACGACGGCCUACGAUCCUCGACCAACACAGACUCAAGUCGAUUCGGUCGCACCAGAUACUCCUUCUAUCAAUGCGGCUGGAGUUAUUCCCAACGUGGUUACCUCUGGAAAAUCUCUGUCUGCUUCGACGACCGGAAGCGGCGCAGGAGGUGGUGGUAGCGGUGGUGGAACUGGUAAUGGAGGGGGUAACGGUGGAGGGGGUGGAGGUACUGUUAGUGGCGCAGGUGGUGGUUCUUUGAGCGGUGGAGGAAUCGUGGCUGUCAAACAAGAAACCACAGUCGAGAUGGCCAGCCUCGGUCAUGGUUCCUACACCUCUAUGGUUGACUCGACGACCUUUCUGAGCAGCCAACAGCAGAGGGUCAACAAUCCUCCAGAUGACGACGAAGUCCCCAAUCCAGCACAAAUUAACGCAAUACUCAUAAAAACGAUAACGGAUGCGUAUACAAGAUCGUGGUACAGCACUACGGAACUAAUUCAGGAAGCCUUUCGCAGAUCUCCUGAUAUGCACAAGAUGAUGUUCCACAAAAAUAUGACCCACGAGGAACUUUGGCUAGAGAGUGCUCAGAAAUUAACUACGGCUAUCCAGCAUAUUAUUGAGUUUGCAAAGAUGGUUCCAGGUUUUAUGAAAUUCGGACAGGACGAUCAGAUCGUUCUUCUCAAAGCCAGUGCAUUCGAGUUGGCGGUGUUGCGCAUGAGCAAGUGCCUCGACCUGCAGCGUAAUACCGUUCUAUACGGUGACAUAAUGCUGGGUGAAGAUGCGUUUUACACGACUGAUCCACAGGAACAGAAGUUAGUUGCUAAGGUCUUUGAAGUCGCCAGGAGUGUGGCGGAUCUAAAACUAACAGACGUAGAACUUGCGCUCUACAGUACUGCCGUCUUAGUUAAUCCUGAACGGCAUGGAUUGAAAGCAAUACGGGAAAUCAAGAACCUCUAUGAUAUGGUUGUACGGGCGUUAAGAGCCGAGUUGGAGGUAAGUCAUAUGUCACCAAUCAAGGGUGAUGUUACGGUGUGUGACGCGAUGCUCGGGAAAAUGCCCGAAUUAAAGGAACUCUCGGAAAUGCAUAUGGCCGCCUUAGCGCAAUUUAAGCGGCAGCAACCUCGUCUCGAAUUUCCGGCCCUCCACAAAGAGCUGUUCAGCAGCGACAGCUGAACAAAUGAUACAGCGCAGGGCGACCCAACGCUGACAGAGGACGCUGAACGCGAGUGAUCCGGGGCCUUGCUCUGUCAAGAUUAUUUUCUUCGUAAUGAACGUAUUGGGCCUUAAAUAAACAUAAUAUUGUUAUAUAAAGUAUAUAUAAAGUAUACAUAAAAGCAACAUAAAGUAUAUACCUAUGAAAGAUAUAUGUAUAUCUAUAUAUAUGUAUGUGCAUAUAUUAUAUAUAUAUAGAAUUAUAUAUACUAUAUAUAGAAUUAUAAUAUAAAUAUAAGAUAUAUAUAUAGAUGAGCUAUCGGUUGUUAUGAUACAUACAUAAAGAUUAUAUUAUUGACUAAUAUGUUUAUAAAUCACGCUAGGUCGGUCUCAGAACGAUGAAAUUAAUAAGCUUGAUUUAAGAAACCUGAUUAUUCCGAUUGCAUGAACCGUGCGUGAAAACCAGUGGAGGUACAAGUACAAAAAAUGUGCGAAAGCUACUGAGCAGAGUAAUAUUGUUCGAGAAACUUCAUUGAUUGCGAGCGUCAAUUAGUGAUUGUACUUUAGAUUUUAAUGCUCGCGAUCACUGGAAUUACUGGCAAAAUAUGGCCGAUUAUAGCGGCGUAACCAGGUUUCUACCUUUGAAAAGGGUCAGGCGGUAAAAGCGUAAAAACGAUUUUGUCCCAGAACCGCUCGUAUAUGUAGUUAGUCUUAAUUAAAAAGUGGAAUAAUGUUUUGUUUAACGCACUCCCUAUGCGCUUUUUAAUACGUAAAUAUUACUUCCUGCGAACCCUACUUGCGAAAACGCUUCGAUUCGUUUUCUGCGCAACACAACCGAAAAUUCGUCCACCCGAUUUUUACUCUACGAACACGAAUGCCUAUUUUAUCGAACGAUACUUUUGUGCGAUUUUUAUUGUUCUUUGUUUUUUACUGUGUAAGACUAUGAGAUUUAUAAUGAAGCGCAAUACUCGCAAGAAACUGGCAUCUUUUUUUUUUGGAACCCACUAGUGCAUUUCUUUAUUAACAUGUUUAAUUUUAUCAUACGCAAAAAUACUAUUUUAGAAAUUAAUCUCAUUUGCGACGUGCUAUGAACGAGAGCGAUUUCUCAGACCUUCUACACCGCUGUGAUAUUUAAGAACAUCUGAUAGUUUCAUCUCGAAUUUUCAUGAAGAUGGUUUCUUCUAACUGCUCUUUUCAUUCCCCUGUGGGCAUCCGGACAUUAUAAACAAGUCCUUAGAAUGUUCCUCUAUGUCCCGAGACUUGCUGUCUUUAAGACAUUCUUUGAAUCUUGUCAAGUCUUUCAAAGGUCCUCAUGACGCCCGGCAAUAGAUGUCUAGAGGACCUUAAGGUCGAUUUCGAAUGCAGCGACUAAAACCACUCUCACAAGUUUCUUGAGAAGAGUAUCGGUCUGCUUAUUGUUAUUGUAAAAUCAACCAAUCACAAAUCCGUACUUAUUUGAUGCAAAACAUAAAUAAAGUCCCAAUUUCUUAGCCGGGCAUAUUAGCUGAUCCACAUGACCACAUGACUAUCCCUUCAGGUCAUAUGUAAUUAGUGAUAGUCGCAUUCGAAAUCCAACUUUACACCUGGGCAUUCUAAAGACGUCGAAUGUACCUCCAUAUCCUUUGACUUGAUGUCUUUCAGACAUUCUUUGGAUCUUUUGAUGUUUUUAAAUAGUCCUUAAGACCAGCGGAAAAAUACGUCUAUAAGACAACCUGAAGACUUGUGUGCCCACUUAAUUGCCAGCACGAAAAAAGUGCUUGCAAUGAAUUCGAUAGAAAUUAGCAUCGAGUUUAUUGAACUAGCCAGAAAACGAGUCGCACGCGACUAUAAUCUCUCAACAAAACUACAUACGUAAAUAUCCUCAUCCUCAUUCUAACGAAAAACGGAAAAUGGUCGGAAAUAAAUACUGGAAGUAAUGUUUGCACGUACGUACAAAAAAGAUAAUUAGCUAGGGAUUAUCGUUGUGUAGAUACAAGAGUGCUGCGAACUGAUACGUUAACAAUGGAAGAAACGACGUGAAUAUUAUUACCUUAUUGAUUAACGAUUAAAUAAAUAGAGUUCAUUUACCUGUAGAAAGUACACGACACUAGCGGUCGCACGAACGCGCGCGAAGAAAAUACAUGGAAUGUAUGAUAACACACACACACACACACACACAUUGCAACUAGGAGUUAUUAUCGCAAUUUGCAGUUAAAUUUUAUAAUAUAUAAAUAAACGAAAGUUGACGGAUAAUAUAGGAGGUGACCGUUCACGAAGACUACGUAAAAAUCUCCUUGUCUUUUUAUACAAGUCUGUUUUUUCUUAAUAAAAAAAUCUAUCACCUUUACAUUCUUUCAAACUCUCCAAUAAUCCAUUGAUCACGUAGUUAUCGAAGAUGGUCGUCUCCUGUGCAUCUUUAAGAUUACGAUACAUAUUCGUAAAGCGUUAUUUAUAUUGUUACGGCCUUCGCGAUGGUCCCUAGGAUUACCUUCGAAUGAAAAUGAAUGACAAAAGAAGGAAUCUGUAGAAGAUCGUGAUGCUAUCUGUUGUGUUCGACUAAAUUUAAGUCAACAAUCUUCUCAAAAGUUUAGCGAAUUAUGCGGAGUUGAAAAUAUAUGGAAUCGUUGCAUGAAAUCGCUGCUGCAAGCAUAUCUGAAAAGUCAUAAUACUUUUUUUCAUCCAAAAUCUACUUAGUAUUGAAAAAUAUCAAAGCUGUUGAUCGUUUUUUUUUAACAAAUUAUAAAAUUUUGAAUUACAAUUUAAAAACUCGGACCUGAAGAUGGAAAUAACAUCUUCCAAAAAAUAUUCAGUAUUAAAAGAUAUAAAAUUUAUUGUCCGUCUUUUUCCAUAUCAUGCAGUGAUUCUACUUUGAGAUGAACAUAAAAAAUAAAUUAAAUGAGAGGACAAACGGGAAAUCAGAUUUAAGUCCCGUGACAUAAAUGGAGGUUCGUUUUCAUACACGUAACAUUACGUAGUAUACGUUAUUGUAUAUAGUCAAGAACUCCCCAGAUGGUAAAAUUCAUUGUUUCGUUUGACUAAAAAUAAAAUUGUUUGUAAAUAUCUUGUAAAGUCUCUGUAAUUUUAAUCAAUUGAUUGUCUUUUUUUCUCAAUUAACUGUUGAAUUUUAACAUAGAAAUGUUAACAACUAUUCCAUAAACUCUUUAAAUUAAUAAUUGCUAUUAACGUUUUACACAAUUGUAUUCACUUAUAUUAGACUAAUUGUUUAUAUUUUGGAGAGAGAGAGAGAGAGUCGCUCCAAUAGGAAAUUUAGUUGUCUGUUUCCUGUUUACAAACUAGGAAGUUGACAUAUAAUAUGUCUUUACAUUGUGAUUUAUAAGUAACCCAUUUACGAUUAUGAAUCCGAACCUGAAAAGGUGCAAAACAAAAUACCAACAUUGUGUUCUCUUUCUCAUCGCAGUGAAUGUUAGCGGUUGCCGAAAGACUCACGCGACACACUUGUGCUUAAUAAAAGCUCAUAUGCACACUCUAAAAAAUUUCUGUUGUAAACUUCCAACACAGUAAUGGAAGUUUUUUACAAAAUCCAAUGUAAUUUUAAAAUACAUGAUGUAUUGUAAUUUCGCAAUCGAAACUGGCGCUACUAUACAGCGGCGCAUGCGUGCAACUUUCAACUUUACAAUACCCGUAUUGUAAUCUCAAAGAAUUCCAUGGCAAAUAUUGUGAUUUCACUUUACAAUCUCGAUUGUAAUUUGACAUUACAUGUUGUAAAGUGUUGUAAAAUUACAAAGAUUUUUUCAGUGCACAGGUAAACACAGACACAAUACACGUACACUUAAAAUUACAUGAUACAGUACCUGCUGUGGUUGUAGGAUAUGUAGGAAAGGGAGGAGGGAGUGAGCAAAAUUAUUUUAAAUGUAUUUAUUGUGCACGCGAACGGCAUUCUGGCAAUUGAUAAAUAGAAAUGUCCGGAGCCAAAAAAAAAAACAACAUAAAAAAGCGCGCGAAGCGUGCAAAAGUGCAGGAGAUUCACAUCUUGCACAUAAAUAUUAGUAAAAUAAAGUAAUGACUUAAUGUAAGCGAGUUAAGAGUAUAUAAAGAUAAAGAGCUGGGACCAUCGAAUCGGCCGGGCGAGAAACCCUAGACUUACCCCCUUCAUUGCGCAACCGGAGGUAAAUAGCGACUAUUAUUUAAUUCAUCAUUUCGAGCAUAAUAUAAGGAGUAAAUAAAUAUAGUUAUCCUUAGAGGAUUUCCCUGAACGAGAGUGUAUACGUAUGCGUGUACAUGUAAAAAGUGGCUUGCGAGGCUCAAUCGAAUGUGACGAAUGAAUGAAAGAAAAUAUUGUUUGAAGAAAUAAAAAAACAUCGCUAACUACCUAUGCUGUAAUUUUGGAUGAAAGCACAUUAUAAUAUUAUUAAAAAAAAAGCUCUGAACAAUAUAAUGCGAAGUAAUUAAUAUAUUUUACAAAAGAGCUGUUCGCAGACGCUUUUCAUGUUGAAGUAGGGACACGGCAGAGGUAGAGAUUAAAGCGCAGAGGCAACAACUUUUAUACGCCAAAAUUUAAAUUUGGAUUUCUAUUUUUCGACUUUGCGAUGAAAUCAAAUAUGUAUGCGUUUGGACUGGGACAUUUUGUCCACGACUGCUCUGCCUAACUCCUGCUUUCGUACAUUCUGCGACCCCCGAAAAGUCUGGUUUUCAUUGUCCCCAGAAAUCGAUAAUAAACUAAUGUCUGCUUGAUCGCAUUCCCUGUUUUUUCUGCUUCAGAUCCUUCAUUGCUUAUUUGAUUAAUCGAAAAAUUUGCAAAUUCAGUACAGGUGAUAAUUGGAUAUCGAAAAGGUCGAUCAAGGAGAUGCUUUUUCCAAAAUCUCAUAAAAUAUGGAUCUAAUUAAAAAAUUAUGUGCGUAAAGAUUGUAGGUAUAAUCGAAGCACAUAUUUUUUUGUAUAUACAAGUUUAUUCUAAAGUCAAUAUUCUUCAAGAAAUAGUCCAAAAAUGCUAUUUGUGAUGCAAGUGCGCAAAGCAGGUAAUUACUUGAUAUCAUAUAAAAAUAAAAGUCUUGUUUUCCCGCCUUGGUGCAUAAUAUACUAUCUCUCGUUUUUCUCGGAAAAUAUUAGUUUCAGAGAAAAAGUCUAAAGACGCAAAAUAUGUGCUUCGAUGAUUAAUUUAUCAAGUUUAAUUUCUCUGUGACCUUUUCGGAAGUAUACCCAAAUAAUUUACAACUUUCAUAUCGAAGCAUAAAUGGGAUAAAAGUGUAGUUUCAUAAAAAGUAAAUUAAGCGACUGUUAACUAGUGAUGUAUGGCUUUUUUUUAUGAAUAAUUUCAGUAUAUAAUUCUUAUUUAUUUUUACAGUAAUUAUAUUUAUCCUUUCAAAUGGCUCCUAAGAAUCUUUUAAUUUACACUUUUUAUUAUACACAUAUAGUUUAUACGAAUAAGUAUUAAAUUAAUCAGCUGAAUUUGUGGAUAAAAGCUGAGAAUGUGAUCAAGCGGUUAAAAACAUGUAUACUUUUUUACGACUGGUUUUCUAGCUGAAUUUUGGACUGAUAUAAUAUUAGAGUUAAUGUUGUUUAUAUCGAUCUAAAGAUGAUUUCUCUUGAUAUUAAAGUGUAGGAUUACUGUAGUCAAGUUGUGAUCUGUAUCUAUCAUUUAGAUUUACAUUAGGAAGGCAGCUAGACUUUGUAAAAACACUAUAAUAACGUUAAAAAUUGAAAUCAGUUUUGUUUUGUUCUCUGUUCCUAGAUAUUCUAAAUAUUUUUACAUGCAUGAAUGAAGUAACAUGCGACGUCGAUCAAUCAUAGUCGAUAUAUCCAUAGUGUAUUCCCUCUUUAAACUGACGUAUGACAGCAAUAAAAAAGAACACUGUGAAAAAUUUCUGUUUAUAAACUUCCAAUUCACUGAUAGAGGUUUAUUAACAAAACUCAAUGUAAUUUUACAUUACAUUACAUUUUCUAUUGUAAAAGUGUUGCAAAGUCACAAACUUUCUCAAGAGUGAAUCCUCGCGUAAGAUGACGGAAUCAAAAGAGAAGAUAAAGCGGACAAAAAAAACUUCUUAAAUUAACAGCUUCACUGUGAAAAUGUUUGUUCUACAAGCUCAGUUGGAUAACAAAAAUGUUUCCGUCAUGUUUCUGCGAGGGAUCAUUUAUCUUAGAGCUUCAUUUGCUCAAGAAAUUAAAAUUAUGCACUGAAUGCUUCGAUCAUCUCAUUCUAAAGAUUUUUACGCACUUGUAAAUGUCUGAAUCUCAAUUUGAUUAAUCUUAUUCGAUGUUGCGUAAAAGAAUGCACUAAAUUUAAUGAAACAUUCAGCUUAUAUAUAUAUAUAGAAAUUUUGGAUGCGGUCUUCUCCUCGAGAAACUCAAUUUUCAUUUGUUUAUAGGACACACGACCGCGUCCUUCUGUCACAAAGAACUGAAAUUCGUGAGACUGCCGUGGGAGCCUUAUAUUUGAAAAAAGACGUAAAAUUAAUUUUAAAAAUGUCUAGUUGAGUGUUGAAAAGGUCGGUUUCAAGGGGGCGAAUGGGGGUCGCGGAAUAUUGUAAUAUACGGUGACUGCACGAUCUAAAGUUACAGCCGCUCCGAAGUAUCUGCCCCACACGUUAUUAUUAAUUAAUGGAUUAAUUAAUUUCUACAUUGUGUGACUUUUGUAAUAUUAGACACAAAGUCUGUUCCCUCAACGGUAAAAAUAAUUACAUUGCAUCAAUCGCUGAAGACGAAAUCGAAUUUUUUCCAAAUGCGGUUCUUUUUCUACGAUUGAGAAUAAGAGACUACGUUUCUCUGACAUAUCUUAAAAUGAAAAAAAAAUAUUACAGUUUUAUUUUACAACUGUAUUUAAAAAUAUCUUUGAUAGUAAUCGAAUAUCUGUCUUCCUAGACUAUUCUCAAGAAUUUGAUCAAUUUUACAUUAUUAAAAUAAAGCGCGAUAAUUUAUCUAUUAUAUUGCAAAAUUAACGCGCACUGCCUUUUUAUCGUUGAGUAUAUUUAGGGACUAGUCAUUAUUAUGAAAAAAUAAGUUUCGACGUGAUUUUUUCUAUUGACAUUAUUACAAUUUCUAAAGCACUGCGGAAUAACCAAAAGAACGGUACCGUUAGUUAAUCCAUUAAAAAAACGUAAGAUUGCUUUUUUUUCCUUUAGAAACUAUUUAACUUUGAACGUGCGCUGCUGAAAUCGCGAAAUCGCUUUUCUUCAACGAAAAGUGCAUACAAAUCAAGAAAUGUAAAAACUUGACAAGGAUGAAAAAAUAAUUUGAGCAGCGCACGUUCGGCAUGUAAGAUUGACACCGCAAAAGCAUUCUGUAAACUGGAUUAAAAUAUUGUAAUGAGAAUACUUAGCGAAAUAAGGGCACGUCAAUAAAGAAUUCCGAAGUAAUGCGAACAUAUGUUGACUUUCAAUUUCAACUAAAACCACGCCAAAAUUUCUUUUCAGAGAAAUUACUUCAGCUUUUAAGAGUGGCCGUGCGGUCGCAGAGAC
Messenger RNA from Belonocnema kinseyi, 10256 nucleotides. It is a transcript of the gene Hr3, whose product is annotated as probable nuclear hormone receptor HR3. NCBI's taxonomy places the organism in Eukaryota, Metazoa, Arthropoda, Insecta, Hymenoptera, Cynipidae. The transcript has 11 exons. Bases 1075 to 2886 code for a protein of 603 amino acids. Gene Ontology annotation, cellular component: nucleus. Gene Ontology annotation, biological process: regulation of transcription by RNA polymerase II. Gene Ontology annotation, molecular function: nuclear receptor activity; RNA polymerase II cis-regulatory region sequence-specific DNA binding; zinc ion binding. The record is from RefSeq and is a predicted model, not a curated record.